Molecule: messenger RNA, 744 nt
Organism: Acanthoscelides obtectus
Lineage: Eukaryota; Metazoa; Arthropoda; Insecta; Coleoptera; Chrysomelidae
Source: the annotation of a GenBank genome assembly
AUGAUUGAAGGUGAGCAUAUAGUGGGAGAUACAAAUAGAGGAACGAGAAAAAGAAAAAUAAAUACUACCUCAAAAGAACGUAAGAGAGAAAUAAGAUAUUCAAAUUUAGACCCAGAUUUACUGAAUUUUAAAAAUAACUGCGACCAUAGAUCAAACAAAUUUGAAUGUAUGGAACUUUUGUUGGCCGACAUAAAAAUCAUUAGACAGAACUUCUACAAUGACGAAAAAAAGAACAAAAAUGCGCAGGAUAACAAAUUAGCUCAGAUGAUGAAUGUAAAGGAAAUAAAAAGGCAAAGGAAGAGAAAGAAUGGAAAAUCACACGAAUUUCACACAGAAUUUUAUGUUUGGCAUAAUAGGAAAAAAGUCUUUGUUUGCCAAAAAUUAUUUUCAUCCAUUUUUAAUUGCGGCCCAAGAAGAAUUCAUACAAUAGUAAGAAAAAAGAUGCAAGGCAUUGGUAUAAAAGACAAUCGUGGUGGGGACAGGAAGUCCAAGAAAAAUGCACUCAAACUAGAAAGUGUCAUGAAGUUUGUAUCGUCUUUGAGGGGUCAUGAAAGCCACUAUGGUAGAGGCAAGUCUAGAAGAAUCUAUUUGUCAUCUGAAUUAAACAUAAAAAAACUCUGGAAGAUGUAUAAUCAUCAAGUUCAAGAUGAUUCACUCCAAACAAACUACAAGUACUUUAGCAGAAUUUUCAGCAAUAAGUUUAAUAUAGUUAUGUCUAACCUCAUCAUGCAUCAUCCUAGAUAA